Mugil cephalus (flathead mullet) is the source of this 2273-nucleotide messenger RNA. It is a transcript of the gene htra3a, whose product is annotated as HtrA serine peptidase 3a. The transcript is spliced from 10 exons. Gene Ontology annotation, biological process: proteolysis. The coding region runs from base 509 to 1978 and encodes 489 amino acids. NCBI's taxonomy places the organism in Eukaryota, Metazoa, Chordata, Actinopteri, Mugiliformes, Mugilidae. The record is from RefSeq and is a predicted model, not a curated record. Gene Ontology annotation, molecular function: protein binding; serine-type endopeptidase activity. Gene Ontology annotation, cellular component: extracellular region.
UAUCCACUACAUGAUAAGAGUAUGAUUCAGAAGUCGAUGUGACUAUUCCAUAUUUCAGUCUCUACCUUUGAGAAAGGCUGGAGGCUGCAACAGAAAAAUGAUCCCUUUAACCUUUUACUGGCUGGUGCUGUUAUGGGUUUUUAUCCCCACUAGAUGGCGCAAACUGCCCCUUCAUUGAACUACUUGCUUCAUUCAACUUACUUGCUUCCCGGCAUCACUAAUGUGAUGAAUAGUGGUGUCGAGUCUCAAGGCGGUCAGACUAUGCAGACAUCGUUGACUCGGUUUUGAGUUAAAUGUAAACAGAUCCUUGAAAGCCGGAUUUCAUACAAGUCCAGUCAUUUCUUAUAAGAGCAGCCAGAAGAACCACUGGACACUGCAGCUUACGUUUUAAGCCCUUAGCACAAGGAAGCAACCCAGAUGUUGGAUGUUUUCCCUGCAGUAAUUUAAUAUGGAUUUAUGAUUUUUCCCCCCCCAGUCGAGCCUCCUGAUUCGGUCCACACUCAUCACUAUGCAGUUAUUUUUCCUUGCAGUUGCGCUCCUCUUUAUGCACGACCUCACUGAAGCCGUGCGCCCUGACAAGUGCGCCCCCCGGUGCGAUGUGAGCUCCUGUCCGAGCCCCAGCUGUCCCAGCGGGUACGUCCCGGACAGAUGUAACUGCUGCCUGGUGUGCUCACCCAGCGAGGGAGACCCCUGCGGCCGCAAAAACGACCUGGCCUGCGGGGACGGCCUGGAGUGCAAGCAGCUCGCUGCGGGAAGGCGCCGAGGCUCCAAAGGGGUCUGUCGGUGUAAGAUGGACUUUGAAGUGUGUGGAAGCGACGGGAAAACGUAUGGAAAUGUGUGUAAGAUGAGAGCAGUCAGUCGUAAAGCGCAGCUCAAGGGGAGACCCGCAGUUGGCCAGGCGCACAAAGGACCUUGUUCGCCUCCAGGCACAGGUCGAUCCCCGGAUCACCUCAACAGCCCUCGCUACAAGUUCAACUUCAUCGCUGACGUGGUGGAGAAAAUCGCACCGGCUGUGGUCCACAUUGAACUGUUCGUAAGACAUCCCCUGUUUGGGCGCCACAUGCGUCUCUCCAGUGGCUCUGGUUUUGUGGUGACCCCCUCAGGUGUGAUCGUGACCAACGCCCAUGUGGUGACCACAGCGGCCACAGUGAGGGGGAGGCCCCAGCUGCGCGUUCAGCUCCACGACGGCGACGCGUACGAGGCCGUGGUCAGAGACGUAGACAAGAAGGCAGACAUCGCCACCAUCAAGGUCAACCCACAGAAGAAGCUUCACGUGCUGUCUCUGGGCCGUUCAGCUGACCUGAGGCCAGGGGAGUUCGUGGUUGCCAUCGGCAGCCCCUUCGCCCUGCAGAACACGGUCACCACCGGCAUCGUCAGCACGGCACAGAGAGACGGCAAGGAACUGGGCAUCAAGGACUCAGACAUGGACUACAUCCAAACUGACGCCAUUAUUAAUUAUGGCAAUUCUGGAGGGCCUCUUGUGAACUUGGAUGGCGAGGUGAUAGGGAUCAACACUCUCAAAGUCACUGCAGGGAUCUCCUUCGCUAUACCCUCAGACAGGAUCCAACGCUUCCUCACAGAGUCGCACGACAAACACAGCAAAGAAAACACAGGAGUGCAGAGAAAACUUACAGAGGAACCACAGUCUGACGCAGACGCGUCAGCAAAGAAGCGAUAUGUUUUGGGCAUCAGGAUGAUCACAAUCACAAAAGCUCUAGUAGCAGAGCUGAAACGGCAGAACUCAGACUUUCCCGACGUCAGCAGUGGAGUUUUGGUGCAGCAGGUCAUACCUAACACUCCAGCAGAAAACGGCGGGAUAGAGGACGGCGAUGUUAUAGUGAAGCUGAAUGGACAGCAGGUCUGGACCACUGAGGACAUACGAGAGGCGCUGCAGCACAACCAGCCACUGUUACUGGAGGUCCGCAGAGGGAACGACGACUUGCUGUUUAACAUUUACCCUCAGCUUGUGGUGCAUUGACGAACAGGAAAGCUGACUAGUUAGUGAGCAACUCCUGGGCCGGACUCCACAGGCACAUGAAAAAUUACAAAUAAGCUACAUACAGUACGACGUGGAAUAUUUUCUGUUCUGAUUAAAACCAAACGCCUGAGCAUUUCACGUCGGAUCAUGUAUAUUUGCUUCGAUUCAUUUUGAUUCGCGAGUGUGUCAUACAGAGUUUGUGAAAAGCAGGACGUGCCUGAAAAUCCUGCUGAGUAAAAACUGCUGUAGCGUACUGUAUUUUGAAAGAUCCUCAGAAUAAAUGCUUCCAAAAAAA